Molecule: messenger RNA, 2007 nt
Organism: Trichoderma harzianum CBS 226.95
Lineage: Eukaryota; Fungi; Ascomycota; Sordariomycetes; Hypocreales; Hypocreaceae
Exons: 3
Coding region: 49-2007 (652 amino acids)
Source: RefSeq, a predicted model, not a curated record
CACCACACAGUCCUCCGUUUUUAACUUACUUUACAUCUCUGAAUCGUCAUGUCUAUCCUAUCUUUGAUCAUUUCAUCCCUGGCCACCUGCGUCCUGGCAAUUAGUAAGCCUACAUCAGGUGAUGCCGCUGCAGAUCCUAUAUUCAUAGGCACUCCAGGCUUUGGACAAAACCUAAGCACCGAGUUUCAUUAUUCGCAGGCGGUUCGCAUUGGGAACUAUGUAAAAAUCUCGGGACAGGGAGGCUGGGAUCCUCAAACCGGGGAGCUAGUCACGGACAUUGCAACUCAAGUCAACAAUGCUUUCGAUAGCCUCACUUUGGCACUAAAGGCUGCUGGCUCUAGCAAUGGGCUUGCAGACCUAAUUUCGAUUAACAGCUACCACGUGGGAGAUCUUGCUUCUGGGCUUGGAAAUGUCACAGCUGUUAUGGAAAAGAGAAUCCCCAAGGUCCUUCCUACAUGGACAGCAGUGGGUGUUACAAGACUGGCAUUUGCGGAGCAUGAUGACAACGGCCGCGCAGGAGGGUCUAUAAUUGCUCUUCUACGCGAACCAUCAGACAUUAACGUGUCAUCAACUUCUACGGCAUCGGACGAGACGUUUGCUAAAAUUGGUGACUGGAUCCGCCGAUGUGAGCAAGAUCAUACGCAAUGCACUCGUUUUCGAAGUCAAGUCCCUUGGUAUCCGACUAGGCUCUUGGAUGUUGGCCCCGAGGGCAACUCUUCAAUUUCACUUGUCCAUAGCGCUCAAGCUAUAGACAAAGACGAAAAAUACAUGACAUUAAGCCAUCGAUGGGGAGAUGCCAAAGUGCCAACACUCACCACCAAAACCAUCAUCAACUGGGCACAAGGACUUUCCGUCAAAAUCUUGCCAAAAACUUUCCAAGACUUCAUUAUGCUUGCCCAGCGCCUCCAAAUUCGCUACGUCUGGAUAGAUUCAUUGUGUAUCAUCCAGGAGGGCGACAACGGUAACGACUGGCGAACUGAGGCACUUACUAUGGAUAAGGUCUACAUGAACUCGUAUUGCAAUGUCUCUGCUGAUUGGGGAUCUCCUAAACGUGGGUUAUACUUUCAGAGAGACCUUCGGAUGGUUGAUAAGCCAAAAAUUGACUGGCGAGUCAAAAGAGAGCCAAAUCGGGAUGUGGUUGUUGCAGAAGAAUGCGUACUAGUGGAGAACGAAUUCUGGGAAGAUCAGGUGUCUAGAUCUCCGUUGAGUGUUAGGGGCUGGGUAGUGCAAGAACGCUGGUUAUGCUCAAGAAACCUCCGCUUCGGCCCCCGCGAAGUUUUCUUCGAGUGUGGUCAAACUACAUUAUCUGAAAGGUUUCCAAAAACCUUUCCGGAACCCCUUCUAGAAGGAGACGUCAUUCUCAAAUCCGCUUUUAGCAGUUUUCAGGCUCUACAGAGUCCACAAGCAACACUCCUUCCAGCUACUCCAGGGACUGAGCUUUAUACUGCAUGGGGCGAGGUUUUAUCCAAAUAUUCCAGAUGCUAUCUGACCUACGCAAGUGACCGCACUGUCGCUUUCUCUGGAAUCGCAAAAUUCUUUCGAUCAUCAGUGGACGACAACUAUAUUGCCGGGCUGUGGCUCCGGAAUUUGGCCUCUGACAUGAUGUGGUUUCGACAUCGGCUUCUCACAACCGCUGUCGUCGAAGAUACAAAAGACCGUCUGUUUUUAUUUAAAAAUGACAAAGGGGAUGUUUACCGAGCGCCAAGCUUUUCGUGGGCAUCAACUGCGGUGCCAAUUGAGCCAAAUCAUAUGAAGGACAAUGUGGGUUUCAUCAUCAGUGUGAGAUGUAUUAAAUUUCGAGACUGCUCCAAUGCGCCAAUUGAAGAUUGGACUGGCGACAUUUUUGGGCCUUUAUCGAGUCCGAUAAUUGAAAUUCUAGUUGUUGGAACACUGAAAAAGAUGCGGUUGCAGCCGUAUUUUGACGGCGAAAUGACGGAUUUCUAUGUCGUUCCGGAUAGCCCCAGCGGCAGCUCCAAGAAAAUGGAAGAUUGGUCUGAGUCUAUCUAG